Molecule: messenger RNA, 472 nt
Organism: Papilio polytes (common Mormon)
Lineage: Eukaryota; Metazoa; Arthropoda; Insecta; Lepidoptera; Papilionidae
Exons: 3
Coding region: 73-408 (111 amino acids)
Source: RefSeq, a predicted model, not a curated record
AAAAGCAAACAUUAUAAGAUUUUACAAGCCUAAAAAGCUUUUUAAUACGCUAGUUUGAAUAUUUGAAAAAAAAUGUCCAACGAAAAGGAAAAACCGGCGGAGGAGGAAGAGGAGGAGGUGGAGGCUGAGGCAUUAGAAGAGGCGGGAAUUUUAGAAGCGGAUGUUGGUGCCCAUUUCGACCAACAAUUGGCGUCCAUUGAUCCCCGUCUCUCAAUACAAAUGGAUCCUCUGGCGCAUCACCAUUUACGACCAGAAAUGAUGUUCAUCCGCGAGGAGUUGCGUCAGGCUAAAAUGCAAACUUUAGCGGUUCGUCGCGCUGCUCUAAAGAAACUCUUAGUGAAAGAUUUUCUGCAAGAAGAUUGUGAACUGAGAAACAUUGGCCUUUCCUACGCCUCUCCUGAUGUUUAAUAUGUUACUUUUAAUGGUUUCUUGGAAAUAUGGAUUUAAACAAUAAAGAGGUUUACUAUAUUUA